Molecule: messenger RNA, 3066 nt
Organism: Linum trigynum
Lineage: Eukaryota; Viridiplantae; Streptophyta; Magnoliopsida; Malpighiales; Linaceae
Source: the annotation of a GenBank genome assembly
CUUCGAGAGAAAUUGAGAAGAGAGGAAGAGUACUUGGCCGGACUCUGGGAUUGACUUGUCCUUAGAUCGACUCCGCACGUUGCCAAAUCUCCUACUACUUUCCCGUCUCCGGCGUCAAUUAAUUGCUCUUAAUUCGAAACGCCGACUUAAUUCCGUCCAGUUUAUGGGUGACGUUUGCAUUUGGGCCUGUAAAGUAGGGCUCCCAGACCAAUUACGUCGUCUUGGGCCUGUGACGUUCGACCCGCGCGAUAUCGAAGCCGGCAAGCGGCAACAAUUCUUCAACUCUCUCUCAGAAUCGAGAUCGUCCAGAGCAAUUAUUUUCCUUCUUCCCAAAAUGACCUCGCCGGCAUUGUUGUUCCUCCGCCUCCGUCGCCUUCCCUUCCUCCGUCCGAUCGCCGCCCAUUCUCUCUCAACAAAUUCCACUUCGCAAUUCCAUUUCUGCGCUCCGGAGCCUCCACCACAGAGCUCUCCGGAAGUCGAUUCAACUGCUGUGUUGGAGAAGCUCAGGCUUAAGGCCAAUGACUGGAAAGCAGCUUUCGAUUACUUCAACUCAGUCGAGAGUCAGCACACGACGGAGAAUUUCAAUUACAUGAUCAGUAUUCUCGGUAAGUUCUUCGAAUUCGAGUUGUGCUGGAAAUUAAUCGAGAGAAUGCCGGGUUGUGGUGCGAUGCCUGAUCACGCCACUUUUCGAGCGAUGUUUAAGCGCUAUGUAUCUGCUCAUCUCGUCGAAGAAGCGAUCGCCGCUUACGAGAGGUCGCAGGAGUUCGAUCUCCGUGACGAGACUUGCUAUAGCUAUCUCGUCGACGCCAUGUGCGAGCAUAAACACGUUAGGGAGGCUGAAGAAUUCGUGUUUAAGGAGAGAUUUAACGACGAAAUCGCGGCAGGGAUGAUGAAUUCGACCAAGGUUCAUAAUAUAAUGCUGCGGGGUUGGGUUAAGAUGAAGUGGUGGGCGAAAUGUAGAGAGUUCUGGGAGGAAAUGGAUAGGAAAGGGGUGCGAAAGGAUUUGCAUUCCUAUUCGAUAUACAUGGAUAUAAUGUGCAAGAGUGGGAAGCCGUAUAAAGCUGUGAAAUUGUACAAGGAGAUGAAGGUGAAGGGGAUAAGGUUAGAUGUUGUGGCUUAUAAUACUGUGAUUCUAGCCAUUGGCAAGUCCGAGGGUGUGGAUUCUGCAAAGAGGGUUUAUCGCGAGAUGACGGAGAUGGGUUGUGAACCAAAUGUUGCGACUUGCAGCACUGUGAUAAAACUUUUGUGUGAGAAUUCGAGGAUGGAGGAAGCAUUUGAGAUGCUAGAGAAUAUGGGCCGGAAAGGUAUGCAGCCGGAUGUGAUUACUUAUCAUUCUUUCUACCGGUGUCUUGGAGAUCCAAAGAAAAUCCUCUGGCUUUUCGAUAGGAUGUGUGAGGAUGGGGUUCAGCCAACGAUGAGUACCUUUGUGAUGCUUAUAAGGAAGUUUGGAAAGUGGGGGUUUCUUAGGCCUGCAACUAUUGUUUGGUCGAAAAUGGUUGAACUUGGGCACAGUCCAGAUGAGUCUGCUUACAAUGCUUGGAUUGAUGUUUUGAUUGAUAAAGGGUUGCUGGAUGAAGCUAGCAAGUAUGACGCAGAGAUGCUUGAAAAGGGGCUCUCUGCUAAGCCAAGGAAAGAGUUCGUUAGGCCUGUGGAAGGAUAAUCCUUGCGUACACAUAUUAAAAUGUGUUAAACUGUGCAGUAAGCAUGGCAAGGAAUCUCUUCUUGCAGAGAACAUUUGAUAACUCAAAACCUUAAGCCAAGGGGAUUUCCCUGUUUGCCCGUCGGUGCCAAGCUACUCUGAGAAUGUAGCUUUCUGUGAAGGUAUGCCUUCAAAUUUCAUAUUGAUUCCCCAAGUCAAAUGUUUCUUUUUCUUGCUACUUGUGCAAUUACUAACUUCUGAGUACGUUUCCUCUCUGAUUUUCAGAUGAUUGACGAUUCUAAGGAGGAGUGCAUAUAGAGUUCAACUUUGCUGAUGCAUGAAAGGCGGCCUGCUAAUUCUGCAAAUUGCAUGCACGAACAAGGGCAAACCUGAUCUGUCUGGUUCAGAGAAGAGGGGUUUUCCUGUGAAAACCUGGAGAUAAUUCUUUUUAUCUCCAUCCAUAUCUUGGUAUUUCUUAGUUGAAUAUAUAUAAAGAUGUUCCCUCAGGAAGAGAAUGGCAUUCACUGUAGCAUAUUAUCUGGGUACAUCCACGUUCUACAUGGUUCAACUUUAGUUCUUCAGUUAAGUACAUUUUGACAGUCUUCCAAACUUGGCAGCCUCACUAUUUCUCAUCACAUGCGGACAGAAGAUGGACAAUCAGCUAUGCUCCAUUAGACACUCCCCUCUGAAUUUGGUCCUCUAUUUCUGGCUGGUUGGUUGGGUUUCCUAUCUUCAAGUCUUGUUCGGGAUUUGCUUGGUGAAACUGAAGUUAUAUUGCUUCAUAAGCACACUACUUAUUAUAUCACAUAGCCGUGGACUUACACGACACGCUCUCUUGAAAUCUCAAAACGAUGGUGGACAGUUCCUGAAGUCUCAAGAAUCAGGUAGGUACUAGAACUGUAGUUGUAUGAUAGAUAGUUACCUAAUGAGAUUGUUUUAGAUAAUGCAAAUGCCAGAAAUCAUGACUUGCUUAACAGUACAUAAGCUACAUUUAUUGACUGCGUGAUGGUUUGAGAAGAAGGCUGUUGCUUCUGUGCAUUCAGAUAGAUAGAUGUGAGGACCUGCGGGGUUUAGUAAAGAUCCAGGUGCUCCAGCACCCUCGGAGCCUGGAUCUGGAGAGCGGCUAAUCUCUGCUCUGGCCUGACGGUUGACCCAGGCUGACUGGAAGCCAAUAUCAGGGUUGCUGAUUUCUGACCCAGCAGUCGCCUUAUGUCUUGGUGCACAGCAGCCAUGGGAGAGACCCUUGCCUCUGGUUCACAUGGCCGAUAAGCAGAAGCACAAACUCCCCACAUUUCAACCUGCGUAAGCGGAAGGAGGAAGAUAGAAGAAUAGAUCAGUAUCGAUAGCCAUUGUUCAGUUAACUACUGCAACUGCACACUGAGAAUAGUUCACAUCCGAUAUUUGGACAAUCAAAGCAAACGAAACAA